This is a messenger RNA of Motacilla alba alba, 2104 nucleotides long. RefSeq names its product ninjurin 2 (gene NINJ2). Gene Ontology annotation, biological process: tissue regeneration; cell adhesion. Gene Ontology annotation, cellular component: membrane. The coding region runs from base 649 to 1041 and encodes 130 amino acids. The record is from RefSeq and is a predicted model, not a curated record. Lineage: Eukaryota; Metazoa; Chordata; Aves; Passeriformes; Motacillidae. The transcript has 6 exons.
GUGAGCUCAUGGGGCUCAGCUGGGCUCGCAGAGGUAGCGCGGACACGCAAUGAACACGAGUGUCAUGGAAAGUCUAAGAGGGGCACUUGUUCCAGGGCUGCCUGGACAAUGAAGAAUCGGCUGCCACCCCCUCUGUCGCCCCCCAGGCCAUGCCAAGGCGGGCGGCUGCCUCACAUGAAUAGCAGGUCUGUUCCAGCAGCUGCGCCCUGGGCCGGCGCUGAGGCUGCAGGAGCACAGAGCGCUCCGCUGCCGCUCCGGCUGCACAGGGGACACAGACCUGGGGACAGAGGAUGGCCACGGAGAGGGACAGCACCAAUCCUCACACUCCAAAGGAUGUAAAAGCAUAAGCUGCAAAUGGACCAAGAACUCCUCUGCUUUCAAUCUGCUUUCUGAAAACCCACAAAGAAGCAGAGUUGACCCAGUGAGCAUCGAGGCAUGAGCUCGGAACACCAAUCAUGCGAUUAACACAUGAAUAGUGAGCGGCUUUUCCAAGACUCAUUUAUCAAGGAACAAAGCCUGAGUGAGCCUUCUUUGAGCUCUCCUGGCUAAGCAGCCUGACUGCAUGGCAGUGAUUUCCCCUUGCACUGUGACAACCCUCAAGGCUGCCUCUCAAAGCAGAGACCUUUUACCAGCAGCAGAUUUCUGGGCAUGAAUCCUCACCUCCGGAUCAACGGGCCGAUGAACAUCAACCACUACGCGACCAAGAAGAGCGUGGCAGAGAGCAUGCUGGACGUGGCACUGUUCAUGGCCAACGUCACCCAGCUCAAAGCUGUGCUGGAGCAGGGGACGUCCUUCCAGUACUACGCCACCCUCAUCGUGCUCAUCAGCAUCUCCCUCUUCUUCCAGGUGAUGAUUGGGAUUCUCCUGAUCGUCACUGCUCGUUUGAACCUGAAUGAUAUCACAAAGCAACCCCGCCUGAAUAUACUCAACAAUGCUGCCACAGCUCUCAUCUUCAUCACAGUCAUCCUCAACAUCUUCAUCACAGCCUUCGGGGUGCAGAAGACUGGCCUCUACCCUAGCAGGAAUUUUGGACCUUAUUAAUUCAUGGGGCAAUGGACUCAGGAUCUGAGCAGUUCAGCUCUCCUCCAUGUUUCCACUGACCUCAGCAGGACCCCAUGGACAAAUCCAGAAAACUGGGUUAAACUUCAAAACUCUGUGUGUAUCAUAGCAUACUGGCCCCUUGCUUUUGCAGUUCCGAGGGGUAGGAACAUUGCCUUUCCAAGCUAGAACAAACUUUGCUAGAGAAAGCUGCAGGAAUGGCAGCAGGUAUACGUUUUGAAAGUGCAGUUCUGUAAAUCUCUUUUCUUAUUUUAACUGCCUGCUUCACAUAUUCAAUAUUGGCUCAUUUGGUAGAGAAGACUGAAGGAUUUACUUUGUAGGCUAAAUAAAUAAGUCCAGCUUUUUUUUUGUCUCAAACAUAAGUUGAUGCCCUUAAAGCAAUUCUAUGUAAUAGUUUACCUCCCAAAUUUUGGAAUGGAUUUCUCAAACUAAAAAAGAAGUUUUCCUAGGAGGAUAGAAUGGUGUGUGUACACAAAGGUAGCUAGAACCAGUUCAAAUGUUUUCCUAGUUAUUUAAAAUAAAAUGUGACAUAGUUAAGAAAACAAUCAGAUCUUUCCAGCACUGAAAUAUUAACAAGGACAGAAAAUAGUUAUUGUGGUCUGAUGUCAUCAUCAAUGACCUAUCAGGAAUUAUGUCAGAAUAGCCUGACAAUACUUAAUGGAAAAUGAAGAAACCUUUUACAGAAGGACACGGCCUAGGCUUAUUGCUGCAAUGAAAAAUGACAGUUGAAUAGCUUAUUACUUUAGUUUAAAAAAUCACCAUUAUGAUUUAUUCUUAUCGCUAAUAUAAAUGUUUUAAAAUGUAUUUGGUUUAUAAUGACAGCUCUGGUAAUUCUCUUGUAUUAGAAUAAUUUGUUUCUGUAAGAAAAAAAUCCUUUGAAUUAAUGAGUUUCAAGAUUUUUAUGAAAGAGUAAAAAUUUUCAUUCCUAAAUUUUUAAACUCUAUAGUCAUUGUAAAAAAUGGUAUUUUAAUAGCCUUACAUAAGCCUAUUUAAAUAAUUACAUGUUCUUUUGAUUAUUAAAUAACUUUUCCAUUGUACUGCAGAA